UCACACGGAAGCACUCUGUUCCCUAACUCCUGGCUGAGCAGACUCCAGUUUACCAACCUCUGCUUUACAGCACACUUAACUCGACAGAAUGGCAGACCAAAGAACAGCUGGUGCAAAGCAAUAGGGGGAUAAGGAGAGAGGAAAAAAUAAAUAAACGUAUUUCCCUCCACCGCCAACAUCCAACAACUGUCACAUCAGUAGUAACCGUGGAACAAUCGGAAGUCACCAUGCGCAGGUCUAGCACCGAUGAAUCGACCUAUCACAGGAGUCCUUCUUUGGACAGCAAGGAUUACAGUUUUCCAAAUGGCGCCUUCCGUCGCUACAGCAGCAUGUAUGGCGGCCAGUUUGGGGCCGCCAGCAAUUCGUUUUUUGGAUUCCACACCAACCCGGGCCCUAAAGCCACCAAGGCUAAGUACACGUCCCCGAAGGGGAACAAGUACGUUGUCUUUUACCUGGAUCUCUCGUUUAUUUUUCUCCUAGAGCUGAAGAGGUGCAGCAUGGCUCACAACUGCCUGCAGUGCAUCAAGUACCUAAUGUUUGUCUUCAACCUUCUCUUCUGGCUGGGAGGCUGCGGGAUCCUUGGAGUUGGCAUCUGGCUGGCUGUUACCCAAGGGAACUUUGCUACCCUCUCCUCUUCUUUCCCAUCCUUGUCGGCUGCCAACCUGCUGAUUGUCACAGGGACUUUUGUCAUGAUCAUCGGCUUCGUCGGCUGUAUAGGUGCCAUCAAAGAAAACAAGGGCCUGCUGCUGAGUUUUUUUAUCAUGCUGUUAAUUAUAUUCCUGCUGGAGCUCACCAUCGUGAUUCUGUUCUUCGUCUACACCGACAAGAUUGAUAAGUAUGCUCAGCAGGAUCUGAAAAAAGGGCUUCAUUUGUAUGGGACAGAUGGAAAUAUUGGCCUAACUAAUGCAUGGAGCAUCAUUCAAACAGAUUUCAGAUGCUGUGGAGUCUCGAACUACACCGACUGGUUUGAAGUGUACAAUACUACACGGGUGCCAGACUCGUGCUGCUUGGAAUUCAGCGAGAAUUGUGGACUCCACUCCCCGGGGACCUGGUGGAAAGCUCCUUGUUAUGAGACAGUGAAAAUCUGGCUCCAGGAAAACCUGCUAGCAGUGGGGAUCUUUGCCCUGUGCACAGCUUUGGUUCAGAUUCUUGGACUGACCUUCGCAAUGACCAUGUAUUGCCAGGUAGUCAAGGCAGACACCUACUGUGCAUAGAAACCCAUCUCAAGCCUCUAUGUUUCUCCUCAAAAGGACAUAGGAGAAAGCUCCUUCAUGUUCAUUCAUCUGAUCUUUUUUCUAUGUAAGAUAAACUGUGUAUAAUCCUAUAUCUCUGAAGAUUUUGUAAAUCACCCUAGUUUAUUGAGGGAGGAAAAAAGGGAUGGGAAAAAAAAAGCCAAGAGAAGAUCAGUACUUGGAUUGGCAUAGGCAGGAGGAAGAAGCAGUGUCUUAAAAAAAAAAAAAAAAAAGAAUGCACCAA
This is a messenger RNA of Gopherus evgoodei (Goodes thornscrub tortoise), 1476 nucleotides long. RefSeq names its product tetraspanin 4 (gene TSPAN4). The record is from RefSeq and is a predicted model, not a curated record. Gene Ontology annotation, cellular component: membrane. The transcript is spliced from 7 exons. The coding region runs from base 228 to 1214 and encodes 328 amino acids. Lineage: Eukaryota; Metazoa; Chordata; Testudines; Testudinidae.